Molecule: messenger RNA, 594 nt
Organism: Brassica oleracea var. oleracea
Lineage: Eukaryota; Viridiplantae; Streptophyta; Magnoliopsida; Brassicales; Brassicaceae
Exons: 3
Coding region: 4-450 (148 amino acids)
Source: RefSeq, a predicted model, not a curated record
GCGAUGCCAACUACCAAAUGCGAGAAGAGAAAAUAUGGUGUUGCCGCAUCUGUUGUUCCAAACCAGAGCCCUUCUACUAAGCGAAGAAAAGACAAAGAACCUGCUGAUGGAGGUGAAGCAUCUGAUAUGGUUGCAGCCCACAACGUUGCCAUAAGUGGGUUAGCUGGGUUGCUUAAAAUCCUCACUGCCAAAGUAGAAGGCAUCGAUGUUAGUGUAGCUGACAAGGUUACUAAAGCAUUAGAUGCUACUAUUGACUCUAAGGUGGAAGCUAGACUGCGAGUAUAUGAUUCUGACUUACAGAAGCAGAUUGCGAAAUUGGAGGCACAAAUAAAUGAUAGUAAAAACAACGCUGGUGUGAACAUUGCUCCUGAUGUCGCCACCUCCAAGGCGUAUGAGGAUGAGGAUGAUGGUGCUUGUAGCAAUGACUUGUCAUGGAUUGUUCAGAAGUAGAUCACUUCACAAGAUGGAUUGCCAGUUGAUUGUGUUGUGAAGAAGGAGAAAAAAGAUAAGAAGACGAUGGAUAGCACACAUAAUCUUACGAACAAGGAGGUGAUAAAGACUGAGAAGAAAGCUGGAAUUCCACUAAGAAGAGUG